AAUACCUAGUCAAUUUCAUUGAGUAUCAAAAAUAUAUGAAUACAUAAAUAAAAUAACAGAACAAAAUGCUGAGAGUAGUAUUGAUAGCAUUUUUAAUUAAACUCAUUUCGGGAACGGUAUUCCAUGAGUGUGGAGGAGGAUAUCCCACAGCGACCAGUGUUGACAUCACUGGUUGUACUAAUGACCCGUGCGUUUUGAAACAAGGCUCAAGCGUUACGCUUAAGAUGGACUUCUUAGCAAAUCAACACACGUACUCGCCUAUAUUUACGCUGCAAACGUAUACGGGCAGUGCAUGGGUGGACAUAUCGGCCAAACAAAGUGGUUUCGACCGGAAUGUCUGCCACCACACCACCUGUCCCAUGAAUGCGGGCGAUAAGCGAACAUUUACCCAAACCCUGGUCAUCGACUCCCUCUACACGCCGGGCACUAUCUGGCUAUCGGCUAUGUUAUCGGAUAGAGCAGGUGUUGACCUCGCUGGUUGUGUUAAUGACCCGUGCGUUUUGAAACAGGGCACAAGCGUUACGCUUAAGAUGGACUUCGUAGCAAAUCAACCCAGCUACGCCCCCCUAGUUACAUUGCAAGCGUAUACGGGCAGUGCAUGGGUGGACAUAUCGGCCAAACAAAGUGGUUUCGACCGGAAUGUCUGCCACCACACAGUCUGUCCCAUGAAUGCGGGCGAUAAGCGAACCUUUACACAGACCCUGGUCAUCGACUCCCUCUACACGACGGGCACUAUCUGGUUGGCGCCUAUGCUAUCGGAUAGAGCAGGGUAUAUUAUGUGCGCGUAUAUUCCGGUUGAAGUUAGCGCCUGAUUGUGUAGCACACACUACAUUUGAAAUGUUUCUAGGUGCAAAAUAUUUUUUCAUAAGA
Messenger RNA from Oppiella nova, 870 nucleotides. The record is from the annotation of a GenBank genome assembly. NCBI's taxonomy places the organism in Eukaryota, Metazoa, Arthropoda, Arachnida, Sarcoptiformes, Oppiidae.